This is a messenger RNA of Salarias fasciatus (jewelled blenny), 3692 nucleotides long. It is a transcript of the gene npr2, whose product is annotated as natriuretic peptide receptor 2. The record is from RefSeq and is a predicted model, not a curated record. Gene Ontology annotation, biological process: cGMP biosynthetic process; protein phosphorylation; intracellular signal transduction. Lineage: Eukaryota; Metazoa; Chordata; Actinopteri; Blenniiformes; Blenniidae. Gene Ontology annotation, molecular function: natriuretic peptide receptor activity; guanylate cyclase activity; peptide hormone binding. Gene Ontology annotation, cellular component: plasma membrane.
ACUGCCAGGCUGAGGACGGCGCCGCGCUCUGGGAACUACCACAAGUUGUUGAGGGGUGGAUUUACGCAGCGGGGACGCACGGCGCGGCGCGGCGCGGCACGGCACGGCCGGCCCGGGUCCACGGGAUGAAGCCUUUACCGACUCGGAGCCACUUCUGAGACACGAGCAGAGAGCGAAGGGUGGAGGACUCAUGCUGCGGCGCCGGGCUGCCUCUCCACACGGCGCGCUCUCCUCCGCGGGACGGGACAUGGCACGCGGCCGCAGCCGCGCGCUGCCGGGACGCUGCCUGCUCGCGGCGCUCUCCUGCUGCCUCCUCCUCGUCCUCCUCCUCCUCGUGCCCCGCUGCGGGGCCAACAUCACGGUGGCCGUGAUGCUCCCGGACAACCACCUCAAGUACCCGUGGGCGCUGCCGCGCGUCUUCCCGGCCAUCCUCAUGGCGCACGAGGACCUGCACGGGAAGCACCGGCUGCUGCUCGGCCGCUCCAUCAGCAUCCUCAACUACAGCACGGAGGACCCCGCGGCGGGCUCGUGCGCCGAGAGCCGCGCGCAGGUGGUGGCCGUGGACGCCAAGCUGUACCUCCACCCGGACGCCUUCAUCGGGCCCGGGUGCGUGUACCCGCUGGCCUCCGUCGGGCGCUUCGCGUCCCACUGGAAGCUGCCGCUCAUCACGGCCGGGGGUCCCGCGUACGGCUUCGACAAGCGCGACGAGUACCGGACCAUCGUGCGCAGCGGGCCGUCCACCACCAAGCUGGGGGACUUCGCCAACGCGCUGCACGCGCACUUCAACUGGACGUCGCGCGCCGUGGUCAUCUUCCACGACCUGCGGCAGGACGACCGGCCGCACUACUUCCUGUCCGAGGGGAUCUACCUCAACCUGAAGGAGGAGAUGAACAUCACGGUGGAGGCGCAGCCGUACGAGGACGACUCCAAGUUCUACAAGGAGCUGAUCGCCUUCAUGAAGGAGCGGGGCAGAAUCGUAUACAUCUGCGGGCCCCUGGAGACGUUCCUGGCCAUCAUGAAGCUGUUCCAGACUGAGAUUCAGGACCCUGAAAACUACGCCAUCUUUUAUCUGGAUGUUUUUGCUGAGAGCUUAACGGACCGCAAGCCGUGGAAGAGCCCCGAGUCGGACUGGGCCGACCCCAUCGAGGUCUUCAAGUCUGUGUUCGUCAUCACGUACCGACCUCCCGAUAACCCCGAGUACCUGGACUUCCAGAGGAGGCUCCACGCCAGGGCUCAGAGGGAGUUUGGCGUUCACUUGGAACCAUCGCUGAUGGACUACAUCGCCGGGAGCUUCUACGACGGCUUCGUCCUCUACGCCAUGGCCUUGCAGGAGACGCUGGCGGAGGGCGGCGCCCAGAAUGACGGCAUCAACAUCACAAUGAGGACGCAGAACCGCAACUUCUGGGGAGUGACGGGACUCGUUUCCACAGAUGACAAAAAUGCCCGAAACAUCGACGUGGACCUGUGGGCGAUGACCAACCAGGAGACGGGAGAAUACGGACUCAUCGCGUUCUACAACGGGACCACCAAGGAGAUCGUCUGGUCGCAGACGGAGAAGAUCCACUGGCCCAGCGGCGGUCCGCCUCUGGACAACCCCCCCUGCGUCUUCUCCACCGACGACCCCUCCUGCAACGACGGUCACCUGCCAGUUCUGGGGAUUGUGGCCGUGGGUUCCGGCUUGGCGCUCAUCAUCUUCGGCAUCUCCAGUUUCCUCAUUUACAGGAAACUGAAGCUGGAGAAGGAGCUGGCUGGGAUGCUGUGGAGGAUUCGCUGGGAGGAUCUUCAGUUCGAGAGCCCCAAUAAAUACCACAAGCGAGCGGGCAGUCGGCUCACCCUCUCACAGAGAGGCUCCAGCUACGGCUCCUUGAUAACUGCCCAUGGAAAAUAUCAGCUAUUUGCAAAAACGGGCUAUUUUAAGGGGAACCUGGUGGCCAUCAAGCACGUCAACAAGAAGCGGAUCGAGCUGACCAGACAGGUUUUACUGGAACUCAAGCAUAUGAGGGACGUUCAGUUCAACCAUCUAACCAGGUUCAUCGGGGCCUGCAUCGACCCGCCCAACAUCUGCAUCGUGACGGAGUACUGCCCCCGGGGCAGCCUGCAGGACAUUUUGGAGAACGAAAGCAUCAACCUGGACUGGAUGUUUCGCUAUUCACUGAUCAACGACAUCGUGAAGGGAAUGAACUAUCUCCACAACAGCUACUUUGGCUGCCAUGGAAAUCUGAAGUCAUCUAAUUGCGUGGUGGACAGUCGAUUUGUUUUGAAAAUUACGGAUUAUGGCUUGGCCAGUUUCCGCUCGUCCUGCGAAAACGACGACUCGCACGCACUCUAUGCAAAGAAGCUGUGGACGGCCCCGGAGCUGCUCAUCUACGACAGACACCCUCCUCAAGGCACCCAGAAGGGGGAUGUGUACAGUUUUGGCAUCAUUCUGCAGGAAAUAGCUCUGAGGAAUGGGCCCUUCUACGUGGAAGGCAUGGACCUCAGCCCCAAAGAGAUUGUGCAGAAGGUGAGGAACGGCCAGAAGCCGUACUUCCGCCCGACGACAGACAGCCGAUGCCACUCGGAGGAGCUGACCAUCCUGAUGGAGGGCUGCUGGGCCGAGGACCCGGCGGAGAGGGCCGACUUCAGCCACAUCAAGAUCUACAUGGCCAAACUCAACAAGGAGGGCAGCACCAGCAUCCUGAACAACCUGCUGUCCCGGAUGGCGCAGUACGCCAACAACCUGGAGAACCUGGUGGAGGAGCACCAGGCCUACCUGGAGGAGAAACGCAAAGCCGAGAACCUGCUCUACCAAAUCCUCCCGCACCUCGGUGCGGAGCAGCUGAAGCGAGGGGAGACGGUGCAGGCCGAGGCCUUCGACAGCGUCACCAUCUACUUCAGCGACAUCGUGGGCUUCACGUCCAUGUCCGCGAGAGCACGCCCUCUGCAGGUGGUGACGUUGCUCAACGACCUGUACACGUUCGACGCCAUCAUCGACAACUCUUCGACGUAUACAAGGUAGGUCAGGGUGGAACCCAUCGGCGACGCCUACAUGGUGGUGUCCGGGCUGCCGGUGCGCAACGGGAAGCUCCACGCCCGGGAGAUCGCCGGGAUGUCGCUGGCCCUGCUGGAGCAGGUGAAGACGUUCAAGAUCCGGCACCGACCCAACGACCAGCUGAGGCUCAGGAUAGGGAUUCACACAGGUCCUGUGUGUGCCGGUGUGGUGGCUUGAAAAUGCCAGGUACUGUUUGUUGGAGACACGGUCCACACGGCGUCCCGGAUGGAGUCCAACGGCGAGGCCUUAAAGAUCCACUUAUCCUCGGCCACCAAGGAGGUGCUGGACGAGUUCGGAUACUGCGAUAUCCAGUUACGGGGAGACGUAGAAAUGAAGGGAAAAGGCAAAAUGAGAACGUAUUGCUUCUUGGGGAGAGACGACGUGUACGUCAUCUGAGAGGCCUGCCGGCGGCGGCGGCGGCGGCGAUUAGAGAGAACCACAGCAGAAGCUCUCCAGUGGCUGAGCCACUACUUAUUUGUUCUAGAAUAAGUCCUUAAUGGUGAUUUUUCCCUGAGCGAAUCCCAUCCGACAACAACAGAGGGAAUUCCAGGUAUAUUUAUUACCUGCAAACUUGUAACUGCAAAAAAAAAAAAAAAAAAAAAAAAAAAGAGAGAGAGCGAGAGAGAGAGAGAAGAAAAACAGACAAAAAAACUUGUUUUUU